AUGCUCUCAGCUUUUACAGCUCGACCGAUCGUCGAGCUACGGCAACGCGAUAAGUCCAAGAUCGAAUCCAUCCUAGCAUAUGGAGACCGUCUCCUGGUAGGCCUCAACAGCGGCACCUUACGAGUCUACCGCAUCAAUGAAGCUGGUCCGGGACCAACACCCGAAUUUCAAGGCAGUGGAGAUCCUCAAGGCGCCGACGGCGCAGAACCCGAAGCUUCAAAGCAGAAGAUAGCAGAACUACUGCGCGAGAAAGACAAGUUUUCCAAACACAAGAUCGAGCAGCUUGCCAUUAUCAAAGAAGCGAGUAUCUUGGUGUCGUUGAGCAAUGGAUACGUCUCGAUACACGAUCUCCAGAGCUACGUGCUGCAGGAGCAGCUCACGAAGACAAGAGGCGCCAGUGCUUUUGCGGUGACGAGUAAUAUCGUCAAGGAUCCUAGUACGGGAGUCCCUUCUAUUGUCUCUAGGCUUGCUGUUGCUGUCAAAAGGAGGCUGUUGCUGUGGUCAUGGCAGGAUAUGGAGCUUGAGGAGGGGACUACAGAGAUUGCGCUUGUGAGCAGUAUCAGGACGCUCACGUGGGCAAGUGGCAGGAAGAUCGUGGCAGGGCUGAAUUCAAGCUAUGUCAUGGUGGAUAUCGAGACUCAGGAGGUGAAAUCCAUCUUCGGGCCUGGGAGCAUAGGAGGGGAUCCUUCACAGGAGGGUGGAAGGUUGGGAGGUAUGGGAGUGGGGACCAUGAGUUACAUUGGAAUGGGUGCUAUGAUACCCAAGCCCCUUGCUACUCCGUUAGGAGAGGGCGAGGUGCUGCUCGCAAAAGACAUCAACACGCAUUUUAUAGACCGGGAGGGAGAAUCGCUUGGUAGGAGACAGAUACCAUGGCGGGUUGCGCCAGAGGCAGUAGGAUAUUCCUACCCUUAUUUGCUUGCGUUGCAAGAGGCAAGCCGAGGAACGCUCGAGGUCAGGAAUCCGGUGACACUGACUCUCCUCCAAUCGAUCAGCUUGCCAGGAGCGAACUUGCUACACGUUGCACAACCGAAUAUCAGCUUGGCGCAUGCCGGAAAGGGGUUUCUCGUGGCUAGCGAGAGAACGAUCUGGCGCAUGGGUGCUCUGGACUAUGACUCCCAGAUUGACGCCCUGGUGGACGGGGACAAUCUUGAUGAGGCUAUCAGUCUGCUGGGAAUUCUUGAAGAUGCUCUGUUGCACGACAAAGAAGGUCGCUUACGCGAGAUCAAGAUGCGGAAAGCGCAAAGGCUGUUUGAUUCCAAAUUGUUUCAGGACUCGUUGGACCUGUUUACCGAAGUGGCUGCACCCCCAGAGCGUGUCAUCAAGCUCUAUCCCAGAAUUAUCGCUGGGGAUCUUGCGGAAGCGAAAGAGGAAACAGCGAAAGACACUCCGCACGCUGAACCCGUAAUUCCAGUCCGGAGGAUCUUAUCGAGGGGUCAUACAAAGACAGACUCCAGUGUUGGCAGCACCAAAAGCCCGAGAAAGCCGACCAACAACCCUUCCACGCCGCAGAAAAAGGAGCAGUCAGACGACAGGAGCGAAGCAGCCAGUGUAUACGCCGAACCAGAGCCUAUCUCAACGAGUGAAGCAUACUCGGAAAGGGAGCUCAAGACUGCCGCACGAGCCUUGCAAGGCUUCCUGGCGGAUGUACGACGUCGCCUGAAACCGUUCUUCAACGACGAUCAGACACUCAAAGAUGCUUCUGCAGUGCAAAUACUCUACCGCGAUGCAAACUCAGAGAAGACGCUGGAGCAUCUCUUAGGCUUGUCGUCGCUUGAGAACGUCGAUCGAGAGCAGAGGCUCAGAGAGGUUGCGACACUGGUCGACACAACAUUAUUUCGAACACAUAUGUACGCCACCCCAUUCCUGGUUGGCUCACUGUUUCGUAUUCCAAACUACUGUGAUCCGGAUGUAGUGAUGGAGAAGCUGGAGGAGACGGGACGAUACAAUGACUUGAUCGAGUUCUUGUUUGGGAAGAGACUGCACCGUCAAGCCCUCGAGCGACUGCAGAAGUUUGGCCAGGCUAAGGAAGGUACCGAAGGUGCUGUACAAUUGCGCGGGCCUUCUAGGACAGUCUCAUAUUUGCAAAACCUUUCACCGGAGCACAUUGACCUCAUCCUGGAAUUCGCGGAGUGGCCUCUAAGGGCAGCGCCUGAGCUGGGGAUGCAGAUCUUUACGGCUGAUACAGAGAAUGCGGAAACCCUUCCGAGAGAGAAAGUGCUCCAUUUCCUGGAAAAGAUUGAUACUUCGUUUGCGCUUAGGUACCUGGAACAUGUCAUCGACGAGCUUAACGAUCAGACAGCCGACCUUCAUCAACGCCUCCUCACACUCUACUUUGACCGGCUGAAGCAAACCUCCAUGACCACGGCAGAGAAGAAUGAAGUGAAUGCCAAAUUCCUCACCCUCCUCCGGACGUCAACACAAUACUCCCCAGCCCGACUCCUCGGCACCCUUCCCCGAGACGACCCAACCUUUUACGAGGCCCGUGCUCUCGUCUUCAGCAAGAUGGGCCAGCACAAACAAGCCCUGGAGAUAUAUGUCUUUAAGCUUCGUGAUGCUGCCAAAGCCGAGGAAUAUUGCAACCACGUGCAUCUGACGGAGGACACAGUAGCAACCACAUUGCCGCCGUCCCGCCGCAAAUCGACGACUGAUCCAGAGAGCGAGCAACCGAGCAUCUAUCACACCCUUCUCGGCCUUUAUCUCAGCCCGCCGAAAGGAGAGGAGAAGAUGUGGGGGCCAGCCAUCGAGAUUCUCGCUCGACAUGGUGCGAGGUUGCCUGCUAGCUCGACAUUGGAGUUGAUACCCGAGUCGUUGCCGGUGAAGGAAUUGGAAUUCUACUUUCGCGGUAGGAUUAGGGCGGCGAAUAGUAUCGUGAGCGAGAGUCAAGUGGUUGCCGGGCUGAGGAAGGUAGAGGCAAUCAGACUGCAGGCGGCAUUAUUGCUUGGAGAGGGUACAGCGGGAGAGAAAGCGAGAGGUGGGAGGGGUCGACGAGUGAGGGUGGAUGAGGAGAGGGUUUGCGGCGUGUGCUAUAAGAGGCUGGGUGGCAGUGUGAUCAGUGUUUUCCCAGAUAACUCGGUGGUUCAUCUCGGUUGUGCCACUCGAAAGCAGGCGGAGUCAGUGCAGGUAUAA
This is a messenger RNA of Endocarpon pusillum Z07020, 3126 nucleotides long. RefSeq lists its product as uncharacterized. Bases 1 to 3126 code for a protein of 1041 amino acids. The record is from RefSeq and is a predicted model, not a curated record. Gene Ontology annotation, molecular function: protein binding. The transcript is spliced from 2 exons. Lineage: Eukaryota; Fungi; Ascomycota; Eurotiomycetes; Verrucariales; Verrucariaceae. Gene Ontology annotation, cellular component: cytoplasm; fungal-type vacuole membrane. Gene Ontology annotation, biological process: autophagy; intracellular protein transport; vesicle-mediated transport.